UGGCUAUCACUCUGGGAGUCCUCUAUGCUUCCAACAUGACUAGUCUUCAAGCUGAAGGGGCUCGCUUUGCCCAGAUGAAAGAGAAUCUAACAGGGAAACUGCAUGACCUGCAAGACAGCUAUAAGAGACUACAGAAGGAGGACCCUCAUCAUAACAGUCCAGGAAGAGCUGUUCUCCUCAGGUCUUCGAGACUGUAAGGCCAACCUGACUAGGGUCAAAGAUCUCCUGGCAACCAUCCAAGGCAAUCCGAAGGAAUGUAAUGCUGAUACAAAACCAUGUUCUGCUGGCUGGGAGUUCUACAAUGGAUCAUGCUACUACUUCUCUCAAGGCAAACGGACCUGGGAACAGAGUCAGUAUACCUGCAUCCGUGACGGAGGACACCUGGUCAUCAUAGAGAGUCAGCAGGAGCAGGAGUUUAUAAUAGAAAAAAUUGUGAGAAGCACUGAUUUUGAUAACAGCCCCUGGAUUGGACUGACAGACAAGAAGCAAGAGGGAGUGUGGGUCUGGAUGGACAAUGCAACUCUUGAUGACAGCAUUAAGUUCUGGGACCAGAACACUGGAUCAUUGAAUCCUCCAGAACCAAAUGACUGGAACCCAGGUGAAGACUGUGCCCGAAUGGGUCAAAGCUGUUCCAGUCGAAACAGAUGUUGGUUUGACUUUGCAUGUGACCAACCAUGUAGGAGAAUUUGUGAGAGUCGUGCAGUCUGUGAGAGACCUGCAGCCACUUCAUAGUGCUGCCAAAUGGAAUGUAUUGAAUUAGUAACCAGCACAAGGUACUGCAUUGUUGGGCAGUAUAAAGGGCCAGUUUCCCAGACACAGAUUAAACCUAGUCCUGGACUAAGAAGCAUAUUCAAUAGAGAUUCUCCAUUCAAAGUGUUUCUUAGUCCAGGACUAGCGAUUAAUAUGUGUCCAGGAAACCGACCUGUAAUGUCUCAUUUGGAUUCAUGGAGAGUACUAGCCAUACAAUGAAUAUACCAAGCACUGGAGUUGCACCCCCCAUCCCCCCUUUUGCCCUCAGAACAGCCUCAAUUCAUCAGGGUGUGGACUCUACAAGGUGUCGAAAG
Molecule: messenger RNA, 1064 nt
Organism: Salvelinus sp. IW2-2015
Lineage: Eukaryota; Metazoa; Chordata; Actinopteri; Salmoniformes; Salmonidae
Source: RefSeq, a predicted model, not a curated record